Messenger RNA from Notothenia coriiceps (black rockcod), 2631 nucleotides. Its product is annotated as ras/Rap GTPase-activating protein SynGAP-like. Gene Ontology annotation, biological process: regulation of GTPase activity. Bases 1195 to 2631 code for a protein of 478 amino acids. The record is from RefSeq and is a predicted model, not a curated record. The transcript is spliced from 11 exons. Lineage: Eukaryota; Metazoa; Chordata; Actinopteri; Perciformes; Nototheniidae.
AGGGAGAGACUUCUCCAUUUACUGACCACCUUUUUUUCACGCACCGCCGUUAAAUCAAAAUUAGGUGUGACGGAUUGCAAGAGAGCAAAGGACCCGGCGUCAAUUUACCUCCGGAUUCCCCCUCGUUUGGAAUUUCUGGAUUAUGGGGACGUCGUUAUGCCACGCAGGGUAAACCUCAGCCGCUUUCCAAGAUUAAAUCACCCGAGCUAGAAGCAAGGAGCACGUUAAAAAAUGUGCAUGAAUCAGAUGAUGCUGCAAAUUAUCAGGACUUCGCCUGUAAAUACCUCUGGGAUGUUUAUUUUUGUGUUUUUGCGUUUUAGUGCGCGCAGUGUGCAGUAGGUUUGUGUGCUGCUCGGAGUUGGCACAGCCCACAGACAUCACCUAUAAUAAUUAUUCGCAUUUUUAUAUCGUCGUGAUCUUAUGUGCAGCCUACAUUAGUAACCAUGCAGAACCCGUGUCGUGUCUUUACCCUCGGUGGAGUGUUUGAAAUGUAAAUAUAAGUGAGACAUUUUGAACUAAUUGGCUCUGUGGAUGGUUUGACCAAAACGCGUUAGUAGGACCUGGUAUCAUUCCGACAGAAUACAGCGACGCAGGGGGUAUUUGAAGUCACAUGUUCCCAGAACAAACAUUUAAGAUGACAAAAACCGUCCCCAGAAGAGAUUCUCUUUAUUACCGAGGAAGCUGCAUUGGGAUCACAUCUCAGUUCCUGGAUUGCACUAGAGUUGGAGGACAGGGAGCCGAGGAAGAGAGGGAGGAGAAGCAGAGGAGAGCUGGCGAGCUGCACACCAGAGCUGAUGGGCAAGCUUUGGCUUCAGUGAUGGACUGAGCUGAAGGUGACGGGACCCCCAGUGACAGCCGGCUUCACGCGCCCCCCCCUCCCCUAAGAGCCUUCACACUUCACACAAGGCAUGUAUGGACACACUGCAGCAUAGGUGAGAACAGCAGGAGCUGCCCACACAUCGAAUUGUCCUAAUGAUUGAAAUACAACCAUCUCUCACAGAGGACUACACCGGCCUUGUAUUUGGAAACUCAGGUCUGCAUAAACUGAUUCUACCUUUGUCCCAAAAAGCAAGUACACCUGCAACCUCAGCCCCUUCCCAAGUGCCCUGAAAGCCUGCCGGAUUGUGUCUGCAACCUCAGAUGUAACUAAGCUAUCAAGAUUUCUUCUCCAGGAAGUCCUGUGAUACUGGCUGUAUGGACACAUCCUCAAAAUCGUGGCUGCCGCAUCAGAGUCAGUUUGGGUUGGUUGGUCAAGCGGAGGUUGGCUGUGGCGGACCUGGAGUUUUAACCCCAAACCAAUCUCGCAGGGCAAGUUUUGCCUCUGUAAGACAGUCGAGCAUGGAGACGCCUCCCAAUGCCACCCCGCAGCCCUUCAGACAGCCGAGUUUUCUGAAUCGGAGGCUGAAGGGCUCCAUCAAGAGGGCCAAAAGUCAACCCAAACUGGACCGGACCAGCAGCUUCAGACAAAUGAUUUUGCCCCGGUUUCGAAGUGCGGACCAAGAGAGGACACGCUUGAUGCAGAGCUUCAAAGAAUCCCACUCCCAUGAAUCCCUACUUUCUCCUAGCAGUGCUGCGGAGGCUUUGGACCUCGUUUUGGAUGAAGAUGCCAUAAUCAAACCUGUCCACUCGAGCAUUUUAGGACAAGAGUACUGCUUUGAGGUAACAACCAAUUCAGGCACAAAAUGUUUCGCCUGCCGUUCAGCUUCAGAGAGAGACAAGUGGAUUGAAAAUCUGCAGCGAGCGGUCAAACCAAACAAGGACAACAGCAGACGGGUGGAUAAUGUGCUCAAGUUGUGGAUCAUUGAAGCUCGAGACCUCCCGGCUAAGAAGCGCUACUAUUGUGAGCUGUGUCUGGAUGACAUGCUGUACGCACGCACCACCAGCAAACCCCGGACCGACACCGUCUUCUGGGGCGAGCAUUUUGAGUUCAACAAUUUGCCUACCAUUCGUAGCCUUCGUUUUCACCUCUACAAGGAAACUGACAAAAAGAGACGCAAGGAGAAAAGCACAUAUCUCGGCCUUGUCAGCAUCCCCAUCUCCAGCAUCACGGGCCGGCAGUUUGUGGAGCAGUGGUACCCGGUCAUACAGUCCAGUGUCUUGGCCAAAAGCGGCGGUGUCGGGAGUACCAAAGUGAUCAACGCCUCAAUACGUGUCAAAUCUCGCUACCAGACAAUGAACAUCCUCCCGAUGGAGCUGUACAAGGAGUUUGCAGAGUACAUCACCAACAACUACCGAACACUGUGUGCCGUCCUGGAGCCACUGCUGAGCGUGAAGAGCAAAGAGGAGGUGGCCUUCGCUCUGGUGCACAUCCUGCAAAGCACAGGAAAGACAAAGGAGUUCCUGUCUGACAUGGCCAUGUGUGAGGUGGAUCGAUUCAUGGACAGAGAGCACUUGAUUUUCCGAGAGAACACGCUAGCUACGAAGGCUGUGGAAGAGUACCUCAAACUGAUAGGUCACAGAUACCUCAAAGAUGCUAUAGGUGACUUUAUUCGAGCCUUAUACGAGUCUGAGGAGAACUGUGAGGUGGAUCCCAUGCGCGUCCCGCCCUCAGUCCUCGCUGACCAUCAAGCCAACCUUCGAAUGUGCAGUGAGCUUCUACUCUGCAAGAUCAUCAACUCGCUUUGGAUCUAA